Neltuma alba is the source of this 1830-nucleotide messenger RNA. RefSeq lists its product as uncharacterized. The coding region runs from base 1 to 1830 and encodes 609 amino acids. The transcript has a single exon. The record is from RefSeq and is a predicted model, not a curated record. NCBI's taxonomy places the organism in Eukaryota, Viridiplantae, Streptophyta, Magnoliopsida, Fabales, Fabaceae.
AUGGCACUCAGGCAAACGCGCUCUGUGUCAGAUUAUAUCGAGCGCUUUGAAUUAAUUUCGGCGACCUUAGAUCAUUGCGACGACGAAGUCUUGAUCGCUGCGUUCUUCAAUGGUCUCCGAGUUGAAAUCAAGGUGGACCUGCGAUUACUGAAGCUGAACUCCCUGGCUGAGCUCAUGGACAUGGCGUUGCGACUCGAAGAGAGGAAUUGGGUUAUGACCCAACACUACCAGGUUCGGGGGCUUGGGCCUCAGCGCAACUGGGCUGACGAGAGGAACAGUGGAGGACACGUGAUUUCAAGUAGGACUUCCACAGCAACCGACCCGGUUAAGUCUGCCUCAUAUUCGGCGAGCUCGUCUUCCGUACCCAAGGCAUCAGACCCUUCCAAAUCAGUCACGAUUCCAGUGACGCACACGAGCAAAAUGGUUCCGAAGAAACUCACUGAUGCAGAGAUUGAACGACGAUGUGAGUUGGGCCUUUGUUUCAAAUGUGAUGAGAAAUUCCGUCCUGGUCAUCGCUGCAAGAAGAAACAGCUACAGGUCUUAAUACUGGCUGAGGACCCCGAGUCGGAGGAUGCCCCAUCUGUGUCACCGGAGAGCGCAAUCGAGGUCCCAGAGACCACAACAGAAGAGGUGGCCGCUCCGGAGGGUCAACUGAUGUCUCUGUCCUUAAAUGCCUUAGCUGGCUUGACGGGAGGGAAAACGAUCAAACUUAUGGGGACGGUCCAAGGAAGGGAGGUGCUUAUUUUGAUCGACUGUGGAGCUACCCACAGCUUCAUUCACCAGGACCUUGUGUAUUCCUUGUCUCUGCCGCUCGACGAUCGAGUAGCUUUCACUGUGCAGGUCGGUGACUCACGUAAUGUACAAGGGCGUGGCGUCUGUCGAGAUGUCUCGAUCAUGGUCCAGGGUCUCCAUAUUAUCCAUCCACUGUAUCCGUUUAAAUUGGGUGGGUCCGACAUUAUUUUGGGGGCAGAUUGGCUGGCGUCGUUGGAUGAGGUACUGGUGAGCUGGAAACGUUCCACUCUGAAGAUUGAUAUGGGAGAUGAGUGGAUUUGUCUUAAGGGUAAUCCUGCGUUACAGCGAACCCCCAUGACCUUCAACUCUCUCUAUCGAUCCACCCGUGGCGAUGAGGAAGUCUUCUUUGUAGAAUUUUCUGAGUUGAAAAUGACUGAGAUCACGGGGGGCUCGAUUGAUGAAGAGGUCCAAAGUCUACUACGGGAGUUCCCUGCAGUUCAAACUCCACUAGUGGGGUUACCGCCUCCACGUGCGGCAGACCACUCCAUUGAGUUACAACCAGGAGCUUCUCCACCCAACGUGCGGCCUUACCGAUAUCCUUAUGGCCAGAAGACUGAAAUUGAACGACUGGUGCAGGACAUGUUGGCGGCGGGAAUCAUACGUCCGAGCAAGAGCCCCUUCUCAAGUCCAGUUCUGUUGGUGAAAAAGAAGGAUGGCAGCUGGCAUUUUUGCGUUGACUACCGAGCUUUGAAUAAGAUCACUAUUCAGGAUAAAUUUCCAAUUCCAACGAUCGAAGAAUUAUUGGAUGAAUUAGGUGGGGCUAGGAUAUUCUCUAAAUUGGAUCUGAAGUCAGGAUACCACCAGAUCCGUAUGAAGCAGGGAGAGGAACGUAAGACAGCCUUCAGGACGCAUGACGGCCAUUACGAAUUUCUGGUUAUGCCCUUCGGAUUGAAAAAUGCUCCUUCUACAUUUCAAUCUUUAAUGAAUGAUAUUUUUAGGCAGCAUUUAUGGAAGUUCAUCCUUGUUUUCUUUGACGACAUUCUGAUUUACAGUGGUGACAGGUUAGCUCACUUGCAGCACCUUAAGCUUACCCUCUAG